Messenger RNA from Petromyzon marinus (sea lamprey), 2223 nucleotides. It is a transcript of the gene TMEM244, whose product is annotated as transmembrane protein 244. NCBI's taxonomy places the organism in Eukaryota, Metazoa, Chordata, Hyperoartia, Petromyzontiformes, Petromyzontidae. The record is from RefSeq and is a predicted model, not a curated record.
CUACAGAUUAAUCAUUAUAAAUCAGCGUGCUGAGGUGACCUACCGUUACAAUCGGAUAUACGCUCGUCCAUACAGUCUAGGUAGACUGUAUAUAGGUCAACCUAAGAGGUGUUAGAGGAUUGUGCGGAGGCAAGAGCCAUGGCAGCUGUGAGAUUCAGCGCUACUCCCAGCAUCACGACCAUUUUGCUCAAACUUGUCACGUGUCUCUUAAUCUUCUACUCGGCCUUCUACACCGUGUCCAGCCUGUGCCUCGGAGUUUUCAGGAUGGAGAAGUUUGAUGGCCUCAUGCCCUUCGAUUUCAACGAGCCUCCUUCGCUAAAGCCCUCCUACAUAGCCAUCCUCAUCUCCACGGAGGUGACCUUUCUGCUGAGUGGACUCCUCUUUGCCAUCGUCGUGCGGGGCUGGCUCUGGGACUACGCCGUCUCCGUGACUGUCGUCCACAUCAUUACCACCUGCAUCGCGCUGCGAGCACCACAGAGGAGAAGCGACCGGGAUCUGGAGAAGCUACGCAGUGCAGUGAGGAGACUGGGCGAGAAGUUUUCGUGCAGAAGGAGACAACCAAAUGCAUCCCGAAGUCGAACACUUUGCCAAAUCCUCACGCCGUGUGGGUAAUGGGGGUUAUUAGACCAUACCUUCACCACGCUGGUAUUUGCGGGUUAGUGCUGGUGGGCAGCACGGACGUGGGAGUCCGGUCGAGAAACUUUCAGCAAUGGUUUGCGCUGCACUGCCCUCUGCUGCCCACCGCACAGCCCUGCUGGUUCAUACGCCGUGGGUGUACAGUAGCCAAAUGCUUCGGUACUUAUUUCCUUAAGAUCCCAAGUUAAAUGCAAGGUUAUUAGUUGAACCGGGAGAGUAGGAUGAGUCUCGCUAACAAGAGUGACCUGGGUCACCAAAACGACAAUAGCGAUAUCCAGCAGUGGAGAGAACAGGAAUCCGAGAAGACACGACCGCGUUACAGGGGAAACGGAAAUACAUGUACUGGACAAGCGUGAACCAACUCUUACACAGAAACAGCAUUGUCCUGCAACCCAAGUCGGCACAGAAAAAAUACCUUUAAACAGUUCAAAGUCAUUAAGUAAAAAACGUUCAACAAGUUUAGGAAAAGAGGAUUUAUAUCCCCUGUUUGUUUAGGGCAGGGGUCGGGAACCUUUUUGGCUGAGAGAGCCAUGAAAGCCACAUUUUAAAAUCAAUUUCCGUGAGAGCCAUAUCAUAUUUCUUUAACACUGAAUACAACUAAAUGCGUGUAUUUUUAACUAAGACCACCAAUUUUUGAAUAUAAUAAGUCUCUGAAUGUAUCCUUUUUAAUAACGUUAUACCAACAACCAAUAAUAAAUAAAAUACUUCAUACCAUUAAUGCGACUUCUGGUGCUGCAUGGUUUUGCUGAUGGCUUUGUAGUCUGGUUGAUACGUGGUGAGGUUAAGCUUCAUGCAGGCGUUGAGGCUUUCAUCCGUUAAACGGGAUCGUAGGUUGGUCUUGAUGUUUUUUAGAUGUGAGAACGACUGCUCACGUGAAUACGUAGAACCAAACAUGGUCAAUACAACAAUACUCACACGCUGCAGUGUGUGGUAUGUGACAGGAAGCGCGUUCCAUGUUUUGACAAUCAACUGGUCUGCGGGUUGACGUUUUUUUCAUUUCUGUCCACUCGUGUUUGCUCGCCAGCUCUGAUUGCUGUCGUUCAAGUCUUUCCAAAUUUUCAUUCAGUGAAUUGAACUUAUUCACCCACAUGUCUGAGGCCUUCAGGUCAGCAACUUCCAGCUCAAAAUCUCUAAUGGAGACACCAGGGAUGUAACUCAGGUCGGCUUUGUCCACUGCACACUCGUGUGGAUGAGUGAUGAACUUGAAAAGACGAGUGUGCUCACGAAAUUCUCCAAAGCGUGCUAUGAAUGACUGCUGGAGAUCAGAUGUGAAAUCAGAUAGCUGCUGGAGAUCAAAAUGUUGAACGGGGUCACUUGCUGUGCACGCAUCUUUAAAUUCUCUCAGUUUUUCAAAGUGCAGUAAACGACCUGUUUCAAUAUCCACGAUGAAGAGUUCCAGCUUGUUUUCAAAUGCAAACACUUCUUGUUGAAGGGAUAAGACUGUAUUUCCAAUGCCUUGCAUUUUCACAUUGAGCUGGUUCAGAUGUCCAGUCAUGUCUACAAGAUAAUAAAACUUCAGGUGCCACUCAGUGUUAGCUAGCUCAGGAUGCUCGACAUCUUUCAUUUCAAGAAAAGUCCGGAUUUCGC